Molecule: messenger RNA, 2502 nt
Organism: Sinocyclocheilus grahami
Lineage: Eukaryota; Metazoa; Chordata; Actinopteri; Cypriniformes; Cyprinidae
Product: MAM domain-containing glycosylphosphatidylinositol anchor protein 1-like
Exons: 15
Coding region: 1-2502 (833 amino acids)
Biological process (GO): homophilic cell-cell adhesion; synapse organization
Cellular component (GO): plasma membrane; neuronal cell body; axon
Molecular function (GO): protein binding; axon guidance receptor activity
Source: RefSeq, a predicted model, not a curated record
AUGCCGGAGGUCCUUGAGUGCUCAUCUGACUCAUGGAACAUGACUCCUGCGAACGCUCAGAUUGUGCAUUCUGGGCAGACGUGUGUGGUGAAGGAGGACAACAUCAGUGAAAGGAUCUACACCAUCAGAGAGGGGGACACGUUAGUUCUGCAGUGUCUGGUCAAAGGACACCCGCGGCCUCAGGUGCGGUGGACCAAGACAGCAGGCAGCGCUUCCGACAAGUUCCAGGAGACGUCCAUCUUCAAUGAGACUCUACGGAUCCCCAACAUCCAGAGAGUGCAGGGCGGCCGCUACUACUGCAAAGCUGAGAACGGGGUGGGGGUGGCUGCCAUCAAGUCCAUUCGUGUAGAUGUGCAGUAUCUGGAUAAGCCUGUGCUCACAGUGCACCAGACGGUGGGUGAUGUACGAGGCAACUACUAUCAGGAGAAAACAGUGUUUUUACGCUGUACGGUAAACUCCAACCCUCCUGCUCGCUUUAUCUGGAAACGAGGAAAUAAACCAAUCGAACAGAGCAAAGACAACGGAGUGGAUAUCUACGAGCCUCUGUACACACAGGGUGAGACAAAGGUGCUGAAACUGAAAAACCUCCGUCCACAGGACUUUGCUAAUUACACCUGUCAGGUGUCCGUCCGGAACGUGUGUGAUAUUCCAGACAGCUCUGUCACCUUUCGCCUUGCCAACACCACUACACCCCCUGCUCUAAAGCUGUCUGUGAAUGAGACGUACGUGGUGGACCCAGGCCAAGAGGUCACACUGUCGUGUGAGGUAACGGCAGGCUUCCCCACACCUACGGUCAGCUGGUCGCGGUACCCUGGAUCCCUCCCUCAGCGGUCCAUGAUCCGAGGCGGGUCCCUCACUCUCCGGUCCGUCACUCCCGCUGAUGCCGGCAUCUACAACUGCACAGCCGUCAACAAUGUGGGAAACCCUGCGAGAAGAACCGUCAACUUCAUUGUGAGAACCAUGAAGAACUUAACGUUCCAGAUCACGCCGGACUCCAACAAAGACAGUGAGAGCAUACAGAUGGGUCGAGACCUCAAACUUUCCUGCCACGUUGACGCCCAGCCUCAGGACAAGGUGAACUACACCUGGUACAAGAACGGAGCUCUCAUCUACCCCACUGACAGCCUCAUCGUGCUGCGCAGCGACCCAGACAUGCCGCCCGGUACCAGCAGCCUGGAAAUUGUGGACAUGAAGUUCAGAGAUCAGGCCACCUACAGCUGCGUAGCGAACUUCCCCGGGAGCAGCGUUCCUGAACUGCGAGUGGACGUGAACAUCACGCAGAGCAGCGUCGUUCCUCCUGUUCUGAGUGUGCCAGUCGGAGGGGGUGUGGUCAAUGUCAGUGAGGGCGGGACCGCAGAGCUCGUGUGUUUGGUCGAUGGUAAGCCCCGCCCACCCGUUCUGUGGUCCCGUGCAAACAAGGACCUGCCCAUGCCGUCGGGGGAUUGGGUGGUGGAAACACGCGAUGGACGUUUGCGGCUGACCAAUGUGACGCGGGACGUGAUGGGAGCGUACCGCUGCCAGACCGCUCCUUACAACGGCCUAAACAUCAAACGCCGACAGGCUCAGGUGCAGCUCAAUGUAGAGUCUCAGCCGUAUAAUGCAGAGUUUUACUAUGACACUCCAAACCCCAUUCGCACCUUGAAGAACAAUUAUUCCUACAUCUUACAGUGGACACAGAAAGAGCCCGGCGCCGUGGACAAAAUCAUCGGCUACUGGAUCAAUGUUCAACAGAACCGACAGAUGAUUUUGUCCAAACAGAUCACCACUAAAGAGCCAGUGAAAGGUGUGCUGAUGUCCUACACGCUGAUGGACUUGCGUAUUCCCCUGUCGUAUGAGGUCAGCCUCACUCCCAUAACCAGCUUCGGCACCGGAAACACAGUCACGCGCACCAUUCAGUACUCAGAGCCCUACACUUACCCAAGACCUUCAGAUCACGUGUGCGGGUUUGAGGACAUUAGGAUAUGUGGGUUCACUCAAGACCGCAGUGAUGUGUUUGACUGGACCAGACAGAACCACCUCACACAGAACCCCAAACGGUCGGUUAAUACAGGGCCGGACACAGACAGGAGUGGGACGAAAGAAGGUUACUACAUGUAUAUUGAGACGUCGCGGCCACGACAGGCCGGGGAUCGAGCUCGUCUUCUCUCUCCAUUGUACAAUGUUACGGCAGCCCGAGGACCAACAGGGACCACCAGAACCCCCUACUGUGUCUCCUUCUACUACCACAUGAACGGAAAACAUAUUGGUACUCUCAAUGUUCUGAUGAGGGUGAAGAGCAUCGCCACUGUGGAUUCUGCCGUCUGGACUCUCUCCGGACACCAGGGGCCCCAAUGGAGGAAGGCAGAUGCUGAGAUCUAUCCGAGCGGACCCUUCCAGGUGGUGUUCGAAGGUAUCCGUGGAAACGGCUUUGAGGGCGACAUCGCUAUCGAUGACGUUUCCGUUACCAAAGGGAAAUGCAAACAAAAGGAUAGCGUGGACAAAACAGGUCUGUACCAUCAGUGA